This is a messenger RNA of Lethenteron reissneri (Far Eastern brook lamprey), 1130 nucleotides long. RefSeq names its product EEF1A lysine methyltransferase 1-like. The record is from RefSeq and is a predicted model, not a curated record. Gene Ontology annotation, biological process: methylation. Gene Ontology annotation, molecular function: protein-lysine N-methyltransferase activity; nucleic acid binding. NCBI's taxonomy places the organism in Eukaryota, Metazoa, Chordata, Hyperoartia, Petromyzontiformes, Petromyzontidae.
GGGCUCGAGGGAAAGGGGGGGGAGGGACCCCGCUAUGUCGUUCCGCGUGAGCUGCCCCCCCCUCCCCGGGCCGACUUGCGGAGGUGGACAAAGGACACCUCCACCCCGACCUCCGUGUCGCGUCCGACCGCAGGACGCCCCGGGGGGCCCGCGAGCGGCGGUGCCGGCGGCGGUGCGGGACGUGCUGCUGGAGUUUGACGAGAGAUUCGCGGCUCUGGCCGGGGACUCGUUUGUUCGUUACGACUAUCGGAGUCCGCUCGACCUCGCGGGGGGGGCACGAGGAGGAGGAGGAGGGGGGGCCGGCUCCUACUCGUCCUCUCCGCCGCUGGACGAGCACGGCUUCUCGCUGGUGCUGCUGGACCCGCCGUACCUCUCGGCCGAGUGUCUGGAGAAGGUGGCGGUGACCGCACGCUUCCUGGCCAGGGACAAGAUCGUGCUGUGCACAGGAGCGGUGAUGGGCGACGUGGCGUCCCGCGAACUGGGCGUGCGCCCCUGCCGCUUCGUGCCGCGGCACCAGCACAGCCUCGCCAACGAGUUCCGCUGCUUCUCCAACUACCCGCUGGCGCUCGACGGCCACGCGGGAGGGCCCGGCGGCCACGCGGCCACGAGCAUACCGCCACACUGAGGAGGGAGCCAGGCUCUUGCGCUGCUGCCUGGGUUCCAGCCGGGGGACUGGGACCCCGAGGCGCUGCAGCAGUGGGCGCCCGCCCUGGGCGCCAUGCUCAUGCUCGUCGCCGUCCUGCUCGCUUGCGUGGCAGCUGGGGCUGUUGGGAGCCCGACAGACGAGUAGCAGAGACCCGGGCACACCACCCCGACCCCUGGGUUUGCAUCCCGGGCUCCAGCCGCCCAACCACAGCGAUCACAGCGGGUUCUCACAAAGUUCAUGGCGUCACCAGCGACUCGCACCAGAGACCCCCACGGACUCCUCGAGCGGAGAGCCCCGGAUCAACGCCGGGGACCCAGGGACUCGCGUGGAGAUCCACGGACUCCUCACACACCGAGUGGAACUGGGCCGUGCUUGGACCACGUUGUCGCGUGUAGGGAGACCCCAUGUCUCAGCCCCGCUGCCGACGGCUGUACAACAAGAAAACCCAUCGCUGCGUCAUCAAUAAAGUGUGCUUCUUUCUUAA